Messenger RNA from Leptinotarsa decemlineata (Colorado potato beetle), 2474 nucleotides. RefSeq names its product xylosyl- and glucuronyltransferase LARGE2s. Gene Ontology annotation, cellular component: Golgi apparatus. Gene Ontology annotation, biological process: protein O-linked glycosylation via mannose. Lineage: Eukaryota; Metazoa; Arthropoda; Insecta; Coleoptera; Chrysomelidae. The record is from RefSeq and is a predicted model, not a curated record. Gene Ontology annotation, molecular function: glucuronosyltransferase activity; xylosyltransferase activity.
AACUAUGGCAACACUGUGUACACAAAUGUAAGCUUGAAUCCAAAAGUUUCAAAAUUAGUUAACUAGCAAAUGAUUAAAUGAUUCAAAGAAUAUAAUUUUCAACGACUCUAUAUGAAGUGAACAAUGCUCCUAUAAAUAAAGCAGAUUGAAUAAUAUCUUCCAGGACAAUAGAUACAUUUAUUAGAAAUAUAUCUACCAGGAGCUCUGCCUUUGUGUUUCUUGCCAAAAAUAGUACAGUGUACUCUUACUCUUGUUUUCAGAAGCCUCUCCCUGAAUGUACCGCAACAUUUUCAGCAAUAUUUGAAGAACUUGUAAAAUUCGUUUCAAAAGACAACAUGGAUUUUUCAAAUUUUCGAGACAAUGGAUGAUUAUUCCAUUUUUGGUCAUAAUUUUCAUAUUUCUUUUCAUCAACAUGGUUCCCAAACUGUAUACUUCACCAAGUCUGCCAACUCGUAAGAAAGUGGUCGUACAUUUAGAAAAUGAUAUAGACAAGAGCUAUGUCGGAGCAGGUUUUACUUCUAAAAAUGAUUUGAAGGAUGAUCCAUGUGAAAUAAUUCAUAUUGGAGUGGUUUGUUCAGGAUAUAAUGCCAACGUGUAUUUCCAUACCCUUCUGAAAUCCAUAUAUUUUCACAGGGCGAAUCCUUUACAUUUUCAUAUUAUAACCAAUAAAAUUUCAGAAAAUAUUUUAAGGAAAUUGAUAAAUAGUUGGAAUGUUCCUCAAGGUUUUAAAUGCAACAUUUUAUGAUUUGAACAGAUUCAUAGCUGAUAUUAGGUGGAUCCCAAACAGCCACUAUUCUGGGAUUCAUGGGUUGCUGAAGCUAUUAUUUCCCAAAAUAAUACCAUUGAAAGUUACCAACAAAAUAUUAGUAUUGGAUACCGAUUUGACUGUUAUGAGUGAUAUUUAUGAGUUGUGGAAGUUAUUCAGAAAGUUCAAUGAAAAGCAAGGAAUAGGCAUAGUUGAAAACCAAAGCGAUUAUUACUUAGGAACCAAUACUUGGCCUGCCAUUGGAAGAGGCUUCAAUUCGGGCGUUUUGUUGUACAAUUUAUAUGUUUUAAAGAAGAUUGAUUGGCCUAAAUUAUGGUCAAACCUAACUAAGAAGGAUGCCCUUAUAUAUGGUUCCACCCAGUUAGCUGAUCAGGACAUAAUAAAUUUGGUGUUGAAGGAACACCCAGAACUUCUUUACGAACUGCCUUGUGUUUGGAAUACGCAGCUCAGUGAUCAUACCUUAAGCUAUGAGUGUUAUAAAGACAGGAAAGUGAAGAUAGUGCAUUGGAAUUCACCAAAGAAAUAUAAUGUUGAGAAUAAAGAUGGGGAAUAUUUUCGUAGUUUAGCAACAGGGUUUUUAGAGUACAAUGGAAACCUUCUAAGAAAAAAAUUGCACUCUUGUGAUGCAUCUCGAGGAGAAAUAAAAAACGAAUCUGGGGAAUUUUGUCUAGAGCUACGUAAACUCACCAGCAGUCACUGGAGGACAUUAUUGUAUUUUCGGGAGUACAAGUAUAUGUCAGUCGACAAUGAUAUUACUUUUGUUGCUCAGUUGUCGUUUGACAGGCUGCAAAUGAUCGAAGAGCUUGUCAAAUCGUGGUCAGGUCCAAUAAGUUUAACAUUGUAUGUGACCGAUUAUGAACUGUCACAAAGUAUUACUUUCAUAAGUCACUCUCAGACAUUGCAAGGAAGGUUGAAUGUGGCAUAUCAUGCUGUUUUCAAAGAAGGAGAGUACUAUCCAAUAAAUACUUUGAGAAACAUUGGACUGAGUAAUGUGCACACUCCUUAUGUGUUUCUGGCAGAUAUUGACUUUCUGCCUAGUAAGGAUUUGUAUGACACUCUUAGACAACAUAUUUCUUCCAUGGGAUCACUGAUAAAAAAAGCCUUGAUAGUACCUGCAUUUGAAAUUCAAAAAUACGGUGGCCAAGCACCUGUAGAUAAGAAACAACUUCUCAAGGAAAUGGAAGAUAGAUCCGUCAUACCAUUUUUGUCAAAUAUAUGGAGUCCAGGACAUGCUGCGACAAAUUAUCAAAUUUGGAAAACUACUUCAAAACCCUACAAGGUCAAAUGGAAAGUUGAUUAUGAGCCUUAUAUUGUCGUUAGAAGUGAUGUUGUUCCUUAUGAUGAGAGAUUUGUUGGAUUUGGUUGGAACAAGGUGUCUCACAUAAUGGAACUGGAGGCACAAAACUAUGAGUUCAUAGUUUUGCCAGAUGUUUUUAUAGUACAUAAACCUCAUACCCCUAGCUAUGAAAUUGGUAGAUUCAGAACUUCUCCUGCAUACAGAUUGUGUCUUCAACUCUUGAAAGAAGAGUUCAUUCACAAGUUGAAUAAGAAAUAUAAUUGCUCCUUUCAGUAUUCAAACACAUCUGUCAGUUUUCCCAGUUCUCGUAGAAAAAAGAGGAAUUUAGGUUCUCAUACAACAGAAGCAACUAACACUGAUUAUCCAAUGAACGUUGAAUGAACAUUAAAAUAAUACAGAAAAGACUAGGCU